AUGGAUAGAAGUUGGAUGCACCUGAUAGAUAGAGUUACGUCAAAGGAGUACGCUGAAGGGGUCGAACAGUUCCUCACAGUAGCUCGAGCGCACGCAAUAGAAACUGACCGCAUCCGUUGUCCUUGUCGUUCAUGCUAUAAUAAUAUCUUCCUCCCUAUAUCGGAGGUGGAAACACACUUGUACCUAAAUGGGAUUAAUCCAAAUUACAACCCCUGGAUAUUUCAUGGGGAAGAUGAGAUUCUGGAUGUUAGUGAUGACAAUCAGCCAGCGUCACCUACUAAUGAUGACGAAUAUAUUGAUGACAUGGAGCAGAACGCUGAACCAAGAGUUCAGCCACCUAUAGGUGAGGCAACCCCUUCCUCCUCAUUUGACAAACUAUUAGAUGAUGCACGGCUUCCACUUUACCAGGGGUGUAAACAGUAUUCAAAGCUCUCAUUCAUUGUGAAGUUGCUUCACAUCAAAGCCAUUGGGGGUUGGUCGGUUAAGUCAUUCGAUCUGCUCCUGAAGUUGUUGAGGUCUGCAUUUCCGGACGCUGAUUUCCCGCAUUCUUACGAAGCGGCACGGUCACUAGAGCGGGGUUUAGGCUUCAAAUACCACAAAAUACAUGCUUGUCCUAACGAUUGCGUGUUAUUUUGGAAGGACAAUGCAGACCUGAAUGAGUGUCCAAAAUGCAAGGCCCCUCGGUGGCUACCAAAUACACAUAGAAACCGCUUAAUCCCUCAGAAGGUGUUACGUCAUUUUCCUUUGAAGACGAGGUUGCAACGACUAUAUAUGUCAGCUAAGAUGUCAGCUAAUAUGAGAUGGCAUUAA
Molecule: messenger RNA, 810 nt
Organism: Juglans regia (Persian walnut)
Lineage: Eukaryota; Viridiplantae; Streptophyta; Magnoliopsida; Fagales; Juglandaceae
Exons: 1
Coding region: 1-810 (269 amino acids)
Source: RefSeq, a predicted model, not a curated record